UUGAGGAAAAGACACUAAAUCCGGGAUAUGUUUAAGAAAAUGCAUAUGGGAUGGGGGGGGUCUCUCUUAUUUUUCUUUUUUAAUCCGAAGACGACUUGACUGGGAAAGGAAAAGUCAGAACUACUAGUAGUAAAUAAGGCGGACGAAGGGGUAUUUUAGUAAAAUCGAGAAGCAAUCAGCAGGGGGGCAGUAAGUAACAACAACCCACAGCCGCGUUUGACAUUGUCUCGGGCAGCAAAACUAGGCAUCUUCCUCGCCAUGGAUUCUCUUCUUCUUCUUCUUCUUCUUCCUCGCCUGUCAAUUUAUUGCUGCUUUCCGUAAAAACCCAGUUGACGAGUGGGAGAAGAUAAACUACGCCAAACAAAACCUUUUUUCUUUCCUUUUUCCUUUUAUUUUGCCCUAACCAAAAAAAUAAAAAAGUUUUAAUAAUCCUUUUCAUUUCUGAAUCUCGAUCGGAGAUCUCGGCGAUGGCGGACAUCGUAAAGCAAAUCCUAGCCAAACCGAUUCAACUGUCUGACCAGGUGGUCAAAGCCGCUGAUGAGGCUAGUUCCUUCAAGCAGGAGUGCGCCGAACUCAAGGCCAAGACCGAGAAGCUCGCUGGUCUUCUUCGUCAGGCUGCUCGUGCCAGCAACGACCUUUACGAGCGCCCCACCCGCCGCAUCAUCGAUGACACCGAGCAGAUGCUUGACAAGGCUCUCUCCCUUGUCCUCAAGUGCCGUGCCAAUGGUCUCAUGAAGCGCGUCUUCACCAUCAUCCCCGCCGCCGCCUUCCGCAAGAUGUCCGCUCAGUUGGAGAACUCCAUCGGCGACGUUUCCUGGCUCCUCCGCGUCUCUGCUCCCGCCGAAGAUCGCGGCGACGCUGGUUACCUCGGUCUUCCCCCUAUCGCCGCCAACGAGCCCAUCCUUUGCCUCAUCUGGGAGCAGAUUGCCAUUCUCUACACCGGCUCCCUCGAAGACCGCUCCGAUGCCGCCGCCUCCCUCGUUUCCUUGGCCCGUGAUAACGAUCGCUACACCAAGCUUAUCAUUGAAGAAGGAGGCGUCGUCCCUCUCCUUAAGCUUCUCAAGGAAGGUAAGCCCGAAGGCCAGGAGAACGCCGCUCGUGCCUUGGGCUUACUCGGCCGUGAUCCCGAGAGCGUUGAGCACAUGAUUCACGGCGGCGCUUGUUCCGUCUUCGGCAAAGUCCUCAAAGAAGGUCCCAUGAAAGUCCAGGCCAUGGUUGCCUGGGCUACUUCCGAACUCGUCUCCAAUCACCCCAAGUGCCAAGACGUCUUCGCUCAGCACAACGCCAUUCGGCUACUCGUUGGCCACUUGGCCUUCGAAACCGUGCAAGAGCACAGCAAAUACGCCAUUGCCACCAACAACAAAGCUACCUCCAUCCACCACGCCGUCGCUCUCGCCAAGGAAAACCCUAAUUCCACCUCUCCCGCACCCCUGGCCAAGGGUCCUGAUGACGAUCAGAGCUCCAUUCCACAUCCUACUGGGAAGCAGAUGCCUAAUCAGAUGCACAAUGUGGUCGUCAACACCAUGGCGGUUAGGGCAAAUCCUCCCAGGAAGUCGACGAGCAACAGUGUGAGCCAGAGUAAUGGUGUCAAGCUACCUUGCAAUCUUCAGCAGCACCAGAAUUCAACUUCGAGCGCAUCCAAGAUUCGAGAUCUGGAAGACGCAGCCACCAAGUGUCAGCUUAAGGCAAUGGCGGCCAGAGCGCUGUGGAAGCUGGCGAAAGGCAACUCCACCAUCUGCAAAAGCAUUACAGAGUCCAGAGCUCUCCUCUGCUUUGCUGUUUUGAUUGAUAAGGGAAACGAGGAGGUCAGGUACAACUCAGCUAUGGCGUUGAUGGAGAUAACGGCCGUUGCAGAGCAGGAUGCUGAUUUGAGACGCUCCGCAUUCAAACCCAAUUCCCCGGCCUGCAAGGCUGUGGUUGAUCAAGUGCUUAGGAUCAUUGAGAUCGCUGAUUCCGAGCUACUCAUCCCCUGCAUUAGAACCAUUGGGAACCUUGCUAGAACAUUCAGAGCAACUGAGACACGGAUGAUCGGGCCUCUGGUGAAGCUUCUGGAUGAACGAGAGCCUGAAGUGACCGGGGAAGCGGCUGUUGCUCUAACGAAAUUUGCCUGCACAGAGAAUUACUUGCACAAAGAUCACUCGAGGGGGAUUAUAGAAGCUGGAGGAGGCAAACAUCUGGUUCAGUUGGCCUACUUUGGAGAGAGUGGUGUUCAGAUGCCAGCACUAGAGCUCCUGUGUUACAUAGCACUCAAUGUUCCAGACAGCGAGCAGCUGGCAAAGGACGAGGUUCUGGCAGUGUUGGAGUGGGCUUCGAAGCAGUCUUGGGUUACACAGCUGGAGAGCUUAGAAGCUCUGUUGCAGGAGGCCAAAAGCAGACUGGACCUUUACCAGUCGAAAGGAUCCAGGGGUUUCAAUUUCAAUUGAUUCAUAGUUAUCGAUUUUUGAUGUUGAUUUCUUGAACAGCGAAUGCAGAAUACGUUGUGGUGUUAUUAUACUUACCCCUGUAAUACGUUUUUGUAGUUGAUCUUCUCUCUCUCUCUCUGUAUUUCUCUUGUUGAUCAUUUCUGUACAGAUUCAUAUAUCUGCAGACGAUAUCAUUGAUGAUUUGAGCCUUUUAAAAGUA
Molecule: messenger RNA, 2622 nt
Organism: Capsella rubella
Lineage: Eukaryota; Viridiplantae; Streptophyta; Magnoliopsida; Brassicales; Brassicaceae
Exons: 1
Coding region: 468-2423 (651 amino acids)
Biological process (GO): cell surface receptor signaling pathway
Molecular function (GO): protein binding
Source: RefSeq, a predicted model, not a curated record